Messenger RNA from Linum trigynum, 1039 nucleotides. NCBI's taxonomy places the organism in Eukaryota, Viridiplantae, Streptophyta, Magnoliopsida, Malpighiales, Linaceae. The record is from the annotation of a GenBank genome assembly.
CUGCAAGCCCAGGUCCAAGUUCGUUAAUGACAGGCCCAAAUGAUAAAAUAAUCUCUCUCGCGUUAAUUCAGCAUUUUCGUGACCGACCGGCGGCCUACCUGAAAACGAAAACGGUAAUGGCGAUUCCUCCACCGUCAUCAUCCAGCGGCCGGAGCGGAAUAACAACUAUCCAACCGCCGGCGCCGUCGACGAGCACAAGGGGAGGCACCGCCAAAGUUACUGUCGCCGAACAGAUCUCUCAGACCGUUCAGUCCACCUUCAAUCUCCUCCAGCUGAUGCAGGAAACGUCUCCUUCCCAGGCACAAUUGUCUAAACUUCCGAAGAACCUUAUGGCAAAAGCCUCCACGAUGAAGAACACUGGCCAAAUUUUGGAGCAGUUGCCGCAGGUGAUUUCAACAUUGGAUGCACACAUGGAGAAUGGGUUGCAAAGUGCUCCUCAUCUGCGAACAGUGUCCCAAAUACUUGCUAAUAUGGAGAAUAGUCAGCUGAGUUCCCUUUCCUCUGCCCAUGUUGCUGAAGAGCAACAGGAAGCGGACAAUCGUUCUCCCAAGUCUGGUUGAAGGGUGAAAUAUUGCAGUUGCCAAAUGACAUGAAACCGGAAAGCUUCGUCCUGUCAAUCCUGGCUGGUAAUUCUGUCGAUCGAUAUUUGCAGUCUUGCUUCUUCUGUAGAUGGACGAACCAUAGCAUUUCGCAGCUGCUCUGCAAUCACUGAUUGCCAAUCAGCAUGUCUCCUUGUGGACGAAGCCAAUAAUGAAGAAUGAAGAUAGAUGUAGAUAAAAUUCCCCUUUUUUCUGUAUCUUGUGUAGAAGUAGCAACUGUCAUUGUCUAUUUUUCUUUUUUUCAAUUUGGGUGAGUUACAGUAUGUUCUGGAGCUUAAACAAUUCAAUCACAAAACUUGAUGGAGAUUGGAGUCUGAUUUGUUAAAUGCCAAAAGUUCAAUGACUGUUAUCAAUGACUGUUUAUGGUAUUUGACCCAAAUAAUCUCCCAAGUAAUUGUUGCGUUUCUACAAAAGAAAGUAAAUAAAGGUCCUGCCUUUUU